Penicillium olsonii is the source of this 1194-nucleotide messenger RNA. Lineage: Eukaryota; Fungi; Ascomycota; Eurotiomycetes; Eurotiales; Aspergillaceae. The record is from the annotation of a GenBank genome assembly.
AUGGCCAAGGUCAUCUUCACAGCCUGGAAGACCAAGGCCCAGUUGGUGGAGGUGCGGAACGAAUUCUAUCCUCCGCCUACCUACGCCGGGCCAGACCUGCGAUCUCACGGUUGCGCAGUGGUCGAAGCCUGGAAGUUGCGCGGCAAUGUACCGCACCAUGUUGAGGCUACCGCGUUAUUGACGGACGCCAUUUUGCAUGAUGAUGCACAGAGGAAUUCCAUCUUCUCUAUUCGGGCAACAUACUCUGCUGCCUUUUGUCGCUUUGUAACCGGUCUGGUGGAUACCAAAAUCCACGGCGUACGGCGAACAAUGUUCCAACGCGCUACAGACCUAGGUCUCCCGGCUUCUUUCGUGGAACUCCGCCACGAAGCAACCCACCGUGAGCCCCCGUCGCUGGUGGUACUGCGCAAAGCAGCACAGCGGUCUCUGGAAUGGCUCUGGGAUAAUUUCUGGGCCGAGAUUUGCGACGAGCCUGGUGCUACACCUGCAUUCGCCCAUGAUGACAGUGUAUCUGUAAGGGCGGCUUUGUGCGACGCUUUGCAGCCUCUAGUCGGCGGAUCGGCGGAACCGGUGUCCAAGAAGCGGAAGUAUGAUCGUGCCAUCUCGGUGGCUAUGCGGCUGGUUUCGAUCUGCAAUGCUUCGGCGCCCGGUAUCAGGCUGUUACCGGGUGUUUUGCUCGAGCAGGAGGUGUUGGUGCCUGCGGGACGGACACUUGGAGAUCCGUUGAAUGAUGUUCUCAAAGAGUGGAGUACUGUGCUGCUCAAGGUUGCUGAGAGUCAUCCUUCCUUUUUAAGACAUCUCACAGAGGAUAUGGUUAAUGAUCUAGCCUUCAAUACCAAGGAUGCUUCUACCAAUCCGCACUCAGAAGCUCUGUACCUGUGGCUCGUUCACAUUCUCACGUCCACGGCUUGGGAAUUCCACAGGCAAUCGUGUCCCCACAGCUACGUCCUUCAAGCCUGUGACGAGAGCCCGCAUCACUGGACCACAUUGCUGGCUGCGGAGGUGAAGAAGCAGGCUGGCAAAAUGUCGGCAGUACCCGUCGCUCGAUCUGGCCAGACUCGAGUCUCCAAACCUCAAACUCGACCGCAAUCGCAAGGCACUACCUCUCAGCUCUCGGAAAAACUACUGGCCCACGGAUGGGGUCUGUUAGAGCAAUGGGAUAGUCGGCCUUUGGGGGUGGUUGCAAGUAAUUAG